CAGCUUCUCCGGUUGGUCUGAGAGCAGAGGCCCAGACGUGGCCGACGUCCUACCCAGGCCAGAAGGCACAGUCUCGGGAUAGCUGCUGCCCUCCAUCCACCUGACGUCCACGGUGUCAGGAACUCCUGGUUUAAGGUAUCUCUGAACUGACGCAGUGCUGAUAUCAGCAGUGACAGGACGAGCUCUCUCUAUCUUUCAUCACGCAAAUACACAGGAGCCACCAUGACUUCCAAGAUGGUCAUCAAUCAGCCUCAGCCUGUGAUGGUCUCCCGGGAAUCCGAGGAGUGGUCCUCUGGGAUCUGUGACUGCUGUGACGACGUGCCCCAGUGUUGUUUUGCUUUCUGGUGCCUUCCCUGCUUCUCCUGUAUAACUAGUGAGAAACAUGGCGAGUGUCUCUGUCUCCCCCUGCUGGACGGCUUCGGCAUCAUCCCUCCCAUCAACAUGUCCAUGAGGGUCUCCAUGCGCCAGCGCUACCGCAUCAAAGACACCAUGUGUAAAGACUGCCUGUACUCCACCUUCUGUUACCCAUGCUCCUGGUGUCAGAUGGCCCGAGAGAUGAAAAGCAGAAACAUCCCGAUCGUUCUGGUCAGUGCCAAGCAUUCAUGACGACACUCAUCAAUCAUCUCCACCCAGGCUGUCACAUCUUCCAAUUAACCACAACCUGCAAACUACACUACAACUUACUAACCUGUUAGUGUAACUACACUUUAGACUGAAGCCCAUUGAGAGAAACUAAUGAUUUAAAAAAAUACAGCCUAAAGUGCUCCUGUCGCUGACUGAAAAACUUGAGCCAUAAAUUUCUGUAAUAGUAAUUUAUUGUUGUUUUUUUUUAAAGAUGGUUGAUCUAAUCACUCUCCAGCAUCAUUAAAGUUCCUACUGCAAGA
This is a messenger RNA of Sander lucioperca (pikeperch), 884 nucleotides long. RefSeq names its product cornifelin homolog B-like. NCBI's taxonomy places the organism in Eukaryota, Metazoa, Chordata, Actinopteri, Perciformes, Percidae. The coding region runs from base 223 to 606 and encodes 127 amino acids. The transcript is spliced from 5 exons. The record is from RefSeq and is a predicted model, not a curated record.